AAUGAGGGAGCCGUGCAAAUUGUGCAGUACUAGUGGUCCUCCAGGACACGUUUGAAAACCACUGGUGGGCUUCAUGACUUCUGAUACAAAUCUCAACAAUGGUGACAGUAAAUGUGUGUAGCUCACACGACACUGUAACAAAAAUUUGCUGUGGAGAAGUGAAGGAGAAGAGCAGAGCUGUGUGUCGAGUUGUUAAACAGUGCAGUAUCUGUUCCGGUCUGUAGGUGACACUGUUGACAACACAUUCAUUGACAAUCAUCUUUCAUUAGGUAUAAAAAGAUGGAAAACAUAAAAUCGAAAGGACUGCUAGGAAUAGUAUUUCUUUUGAAUGCUAUUGCCAUUCUGAUAUGGACCUACACAAGCUGGUAUUCUAAUUACAUACGGAUUUCAUCAGUUUAUUAUAAACAGAAGACCCCAGAGUCUUUAAAUUCAAUAACACCCAUCAAAGACUCAAAACACUUCAUGGUGUCUGCAUUCAUCGACCACAGAAUUGAUGGGACCAUUCGAGUCAUCAGCAUAAUCAACAGAGAAAGUCUUCAGCCACUUUACUGCAUUUACUGCAAUGCUGAAAAUGAAUGUACAACUGUUGAGACUGAUGUCCAAAUACACAGUGACCAUUUUGGGUUUCCAUUUCAUGUCUCGGAUGUGAUCUGUAAAGGUAAACACUUGCAAAAUGCAACACAUGUCCUCAUCUCAACUAAUGAUUCAGUUAAUCGUUCUGCAGAGUUUCUGCCAAUAAGAAAUCGUGUAAUGAGUGAGACCUUCAAGUAUAACUUCACAGUUUGCAUCUCAACCCUUUUUGGUGACUACAACAAUGUGCUGCAGGUUGCUCAAGCUAUAGAGAUGUACAAGCUUCUGGGCGUUCAGCGAGUGGUCAUCUAUAACACUAGCUGUGGACCCGACCUAGAAAAACUUUUAAAGCAUUAUGAAAGAGAGGGGAUACUGGAGAUUGUUUCAUGGCCAAUCGACAAGUUUCUUAAUCCAUCUAAAGGUUGUUAUUUUCACGUACACAAGGGUGACCUUCAUUAUUAUGGUCAGCUGACAACACUCAAUGAGUGCAUUUACAGACACAUGUAUCAAUCCAAGUAUGUUCUCCUGAAUGACAUCGAUGAGAUCAUCAUGCCUUACAAAUAUGACAAUUUACCAUCUCUUAUGGAAAACCUUCAAGCUGCACAUCCCAGUGUGGGUGUGUUCGUUAUUGAGAACCACAUGUUCCCCACAACACAGUUUGAUGACAGUGGUCGCUUCAAACGACAAGAAUGGAGUAAAAUUCCUGGUAUCAAUAUCAUGGAGCACAUUUAUAGAGAACCUGACCGAAAAAAUGUUUUUAAUCCCACUAAAAUGAUUGUUAAUCCAAGGUUGGAGGAGCAAACCUCAGUGCAUUCCUCUUUAAAACACUUUGGUGAUUCCUACCAAUUUUCAUUUGAUGAAUGUAGGCUUGUACAUGUGAGGGAACCACUGCAGGGCAAUCUUACCAAAGAUCAGCUGAUUGUGGACAAAAGAUUGUGGGACUUUGAACAAGAACUGCUACCAAAUGUUGACAAUGCAUUGAAGCUUUCUGGUUUGUUAACACCUUAGUUACAGCUGACAUCAUUUAUUAUAAUAAAAUGAUUAUACAAUGCUUAAAGGGAUAGUUCGGCCAAAAACGAUAUUAAACCCAUGAUUUACUCACCCCCAAGCUGUCCGAGUUGCAUAUGUCCAUCGUUUUUCAGACAAACACAUUUUCGGAUAUUUUAGAAAAUAUUUUAGAUCUUUCUGUUCAUUAAAUGUAAUGUUACGGGGUCCAGCAAUAGUCCACGACCUUCAAGUCCAAAAAAGUGCGUCCAUCCUUCACAAAUUAAAUCCAAACGGCUCCAGGAUGAUAAACAAAGGUCUUCUGUGGGUAAUCCGUGCGGUGUUGUUGUAGAAAUAUCCAUAUUUAAAAUGUUAUUAACGUUAUAAACUACCUUCCGGUAGCGCCGCCAUCUUAGACUCAGGAGAGAGUAUUAGCGUAGUGUACACACUUUUCUUAGUGACGUAUGACAAAUUCGGAGGGCGGGGGCACAGAGCAGCAGCAGAGAAACUCUGUACGCUGCGUAAGCUCUCAUCCUGAAUGCGCAUCACUCCAAAAUGGCGGCGCUACCGGAAGGUAGUUUAUAACGUUAAUAACAUUUUAAAUAUGGAUAUUUCUACAACAACACCGCACGGAUUACCCACAGAAGACCUUUGUUUAUCAUCCUGGAGCCGUUUGGAUUUAAUUUGUGAAGGAUGGACGCACUUUUUUGGACUUGAAGGUCGUGGACUAUUGCUGGACCCCGUAACAUUACAUUUAAUGAACAGAAAGAUCUAAAAUAUUUUCUAAAAUAUCCGAAAAUGUGUUUGUCUGAAAAACGAUGGACAUAUGCAACUCGGACAGCUUGGGGGUGAGUAAAUCAUGGGUUUAAUAUCGUUUUUGGCCGAACUAUCCCUUUAAUUUUGGAUACAGACUUAAAAAUGGACAAGCAAAUAAACUAAGCAGUUACAUAUUUUUUGCUGCAUACAAAAUGCUGCGGCCAGAAUGAUUAAGUCAGCCAAGAAAUUGGACCAUGUUAUACCUUUAUUGAGAUCCUUAACUCUUUCCUGAUGGAUCAUACCUUAGAUCCCCACGUGCAGAAUGUUUUUAUUAUUGUGUGUUUUAGUUUAUUCCUAAUCAUUUAUUUACAUAAUCAUUUUAUAAUCAUUAGUUAUCCAUAUAAUUGUUUGUUUGCUGAUUCAAUAUUAUUUUAUUAUUAUCCAUUUCAUUGUAUCAUUUUUAUCACUAUAUUAUAUUUCAUUUAUUCAAUCAUUUAUCAUUAUAUUUCUAUAUUUUAUCAUAUUAUUCAUUCAUUCAUUCAUAUGUUUCAUAUAUCUUAUUGAUUUAGUUGUUGUUCAGUCUUAUAGUUGUCUUACAUUUGUGAAGUUUCACAAGCUGUCCUGUCUGUCUGUAAACAGAGAUAGAUAAAGAGAAUGUUUAUGGAAGCUCAAGGUUUGUGGGAUGUUGCUAUUAAGCAUUUUGUUAUUUUGGUAACAGUGCAUGUUGAAUUCAUGCUGGGGGGACAUGGGUUGAAUAAGGUUUGAACAUUGAGACAUAUGCAACUGAAGCUGUCCAUCAAUAAAACUCUGUUCUAUUUUAUCAUCUAAACCUUCGUCUCAUGUCCUCUGCUUGUGCUCUCCUCUAGCAACGAUUGAUAACUGACAGAA
This is a messenger RNA of Misgurnus anguillicaudatus (oriental weatherfish), 3198 nucleotides long. Lineage: Eukaryota; Metazoa; Chordata; Actinopteri; Cypriniformes; Cobitidae. The record is from RefSeq and is a predicted model, not a curated record.